Molecule: messenger RNA, 829 nt
Organism: Nezara viridula (southern green stink bug)
Lineage: Eukaryota; Metazoa; Arthropoda; Insecta; Hemiptera; Pentatomidae
Source: the annotation of a GenBank genome assembly
UAAAAAUCAAAAGGCGUAAACAAAUAUUUUUAAAACAGUAGCAUCUGAGAUUGAAGAUGGAGAGGAUAAUAAUUGUCAGUGCCGUGUGCUCAAUACAGUUCCUGAUUUAUAAUUUUUCAAAUGUAGGAUAUGUUCAUUCUGAAGAAUCAGAAUCAUUUAAGUGUGAAGGUGAUGGGAAUUAUCCUCACAUUAACGAUUGUAAAGGUUAUUACACAUGUAAAGAUGGAGAAUCAACAGAUAACGUUUGCCCUGAAAACACUUCGUAUGAACCAAGCAAGCAGAAAUGUAUGAAUUUUUACAAAUGGGCAAGGUGUAAAAGGCCAGAUUGCUCAAAUGAAAGUCUCCGGUAUGUACCACAUCCUGGAAGCAACAAGGUUUAUGUUGAGUGUUUUAAUAAAGUUCCAAAAUCUAUGACUAUUUGUCCUAAUGAUACAGAAUAUUCCAUAAGGAAUACCCCACCUUGCGAUAAAUCAUGCGAAGACUACGGUUUCUAUCCAAAUGAAGAAAAUCCCCAGGUAUUCUUUAUGUGUAUGGAAGUAGGCGAACACAAAAAGAGUGUUGGUUUUGUUUGUCCAGAAAAGUACAAACUAAAAAAAAUAAAAAUUGGAGUAAUGUGUGUAAAAAAGGAGAAAGAUAUUCCGAGUUUAUUAUUAUAACAUUAUAUAUUUGUGUUAUUAUUAAAUACUAAUAUCCACAUUAUUAUAUCCAAUAUUAAUAUGUUGUAUAUAAAUAUUAAAUCAUUUAGAACUGUUUUGUAAUUUCAUUUGAAAAAUUAUUUAUCCUCAAAAACCAUUAAAAGUUAUGUUUAAAUAAAUAGCUAGUUAUUUAU